GUGUACAUAAGUGUUAUUACUAAAUUUCACCAAAAAGAAAAUUAAUUUCUAAAAGUAAUCAACCGUCGUAAAAGAGUAUGUUAGAACCCACACAUGUUUCAAAAUGGCCGCUGUACUGAAAACAGGGAGAAUCGGUAUAUCCAUGUUGGAAGGCCUAGUUACAAGGCAUCCUGCAUUCCACUGUUCACAUACCACCAUUGUACAACGUUGUGGCAUUCAUACAACGCCAACACUGUUCUGGGGAUACAGAAAAUGGGAAGCUAAAAAUAAAAUAGUCUAUCCACCCCAGAAAGAGGGAGAACCACCAAGAUUAGCCGAAAUUCACCACUGUAAACGAAAUCUUAAAUACAGCCAAAGAAGAAUGUGGUAUAUUGCAACAUUUAUAAAGAAUAUGUGGAUAGAUGAAGCUCUUGCUGAGUUGCAGUUUGUUAAUAAAAAGGGAGCCCAAAUGGUUAUGGAGAUUUUAUUGGAAGCCCAAGAAAUGGCCGUGAAAGAUCAUAAUGUAGAAUUCAAGUCCAAUUUACACCUUGCUGAAUCAUUUGCUACUAAAGGACAUUAUGACCAUGCUGUACGAUACCACGGGAAAGGCAUGUUUGGCGUGGCUAGCAUAGUCUACUGUCACUACUUUGUGAAACUCAAAGAAGGACCCCCACCCAAGACCAAGCUUAUAACUGGACAUGACAAAGCAAAAGAAUACAUAGAAGAAUUGAAGAACAGAACUAUUAUACAUGGAUUGUGAUGUCUAAGUUAUUAUUACAAAUUUAUCAAUUAUUGUUGCAUAUCUCUCCUUUAACACAUUCGUACAUUUGGGGAAAAUAACAUGUACUUGAAUAAACACGCUAGUCAAGUGUAUCCCAAGCUAAAUGACUAAAUUCAUGAAUUCUACAGUGGAGGCCAGAAUAGUGUGUUUGUUCUUUUGUAUGUGCUUACUUACACUUGUGGUACAUUGCAUGUUGUGUUUAUGUCAAUAGUGGUUGAUGACAUUUCUAUGAAAGUCAUGUAAUAAGAAUAUACUGUCAAUAAAAUUAGACUUGGUGGUAAAUAACAAAACA
Molecule: messenger RNA, 1052 nt
Organism: Saccoglossus kowalevskii
Lineage: Eukaryota; Metazoa; Hemichordata; Enteropneusta; Harrimaniidae
Product: large ribosomal subunit protein uL22m-like
Biological process (GO): translation
Cellular component (GO): ribosome; mitochondrial large ribosomal subunit
Molecular function (GO): structural constituent of ribosome
Source: RefSeq, a predicted model, not a curated record